This is a messenger RNA of Lottia gigantea (owl limpet), 2043 nucleotides long. RefSeq lists its product as hypothetical. The record is from RefSeq and is a predicted model, not a curated record. Gene Ontology annotation, biological process: DNA-templated transcription. The coding region runs from base 1 to 2043 and encodes 680 amino acids. NCBI's taxonomy places the organism in Eukaryota, Metazoa, Mollusca, Gastropoda, Lottiidae. Gene Ontology annotation, cellular component: nucleus; RNA polymerase III complex. The transcript is spliced from 17 exons.
AUGAAAAUUUUAUUCCAGGUGAAUGUUUAUUUAUCUAAAAGUCUGGCAGAUAAUUUGUACUUAUUACAGUAUCCUGUAAGAACAGCGAGUCUAUCUUAUGAUGAAGUGGAGCAUGUAUCUACUAAAGUUAAACCUCAACAGAAAAAGGUUGAAAUGCAUCUAUCUAUGAAUACUAGAAGUUCUAACUAUUCUAGAAGUAAAGGGGAACAGAUAGCCCUCAAUGUUGAUGGUGGUGUAGAAAAUCCUAGUGAAUGUGUUUAUGCAAGUGAUAAAAUGGAUAAACAGGUAUUAAGGUCUACAGCUUGUUCUACCUCAGCUAAACGUUAUGCUGUUGGUCUAUUAAAAGAUAAUGAGGUCCACAUAACACCACUAUCUUCUAUCAAUCAAAUGAAACCAGUAUUUGAUUAUUUAGAUAGAGCUGAUGUUAAGGCUAAAAAUAGAUUAUCUUCCUUACAAACUGAUGAAUCAUCUCAAGAUGAAACAGAAGAAGAAGUAAAACCUGUGACAGUAAAGUUUGCCCGACCUGAAAAUGAUAUAACUAAAGCUAGACGGUUAGCCUCGUAUAAAUAUCAACUAUCACAAUUAGAAACAGAACGCUGGAUACCUGUUUUAUACCAUCAUAAAGAUGAUGACCAGUCAGCUGCAAACAGAUUAUCUUUAAUAGCUUCCAAAAAUGAUGAUAUAUCAGAAUUUCACCUUCAUUCUAAAGAUUAUCUGAAUUCUUUAAUACCUCCAGAGAAAUCAGAAGAAAAGGAAAGACCUGAGAUGCCCACUAAUGUGUUAUCUUUAAGUCAGUUACGUACAUUACCUCUAGCAGAUCAAAUCAAAUCACUACUAAUAAAUGUAAAAGUAAUGAGAUUUAGUCAGUUACUAUCAUUAUUAGAUCCUGGUACUGAUCCUACUAGUGUGUUACGACCAUUACAAGUUUUUGCUUUAUUAGUUCAAGGUUGCUGGGUUGUAAAAAGUGAAAUAUUGUAUCCUAAAGAAGCCUGUAGUCCUGUCAGUGGUAUAUCAUCAGAAUAUUUGUGCCGUGGAAGAGAUUAUAUAAUGUGGAAAUUUACUCAUUCAAGAUAUGUUAUAAGAAAAGAUAUAUCAUCUGUUAUUAAAUUACCAGCUGAAGAUGUAAAAGAACAAUUAGAACAGAUGUCUACAGUAAAAGCUAUAAAAGGAUGGGAAUUUCUUUAUGAAUAUGACUAUGAAUUUUGUGAUAAAUAUAAUGAUAUUUUACAAAGACAGAAAAUGUUAUGGGAUGCUCGAUAUCAAACUUUGUCUAAGGCCUUUAAAAUACCAAAAGAACUAGAGAAAAAAUCUAAAGCUACAGAUGGACACAGCCCAGUUUGUAAUUCACCUGAUAAAUCUAAAAGAAGAAAAUCUUCUCCACGUACCAGAACACCUAGUGCCAUGUCUACCUCUGAUGUUAGUGAUAUGGAAACUGAUACACAUCAUUCUAGACAGAAUUCAGAAAGUGAUCAUAAUAUAGAUAGUGUUCAGGAACCAAUGGAUACCUCGGAAAUUAAACAUGUGACUUCAAAUGGACCAAUGAAAAAGGUCAAAACAAACUGUGAUAAUGGACUCAUAGAUGAUAAGAAAUUAACUUUAGAAAUCAUAUCAUUUUUACGUGACUUAUUAAAUAAAAAGAAAAUCUUUAGUUUGAGUGAAUUAAAAGGUUGUUUUGAGAAUAAGAUAUUACAAUGUCCGUCUGGUCAUGUGUUUUUGUCAAGUAAUAUCAAUGAUCAGUUAUUAAUAGAUAAUAUAGUGACAUCUGGUGGUAAACAGUUAAAUAAUCAGUGGCCACCUAAAACUAAAGCUGAUGUUUUAUUUGCACAAAUAACUGCUGGUGAUAUGUUUGAUAAGAUGAGAAUGUUAUUAUUGGAGCUAUUUGAAAAUUCAUUCAGAGUUAAAAUUGGUGCUGUUAGAAAUCAUUUUCAAGAAGAAUUACAAGAUGAAGUUUCAGAAGUUACUUGUAAAAAAUUACUUAAGGAAUAUUGUAUAUCAAGAGGAGGAUUCUGGUAUUUAAAAGAAACUUUACCAACUGAUUCCUGA